AUGAGCUUCUUGUUUGGUAGUCGCUCUUCCAAAACCUUCAAACCAAAGAAGAACAUUCCAGAGGGGUCUCACCAGUAUGAGCUGCUAAAACAUGCUGAGGCCACGCUGGGCAGCGGCAAUCUGCGCAUGGCUGUUAUGCUUCCAGAGGGGGAAGACUUAAACGAGUGGGUUGCAGUUAACACUGUGGACUUCUUCAACCAGAUCAAUAUGCUUUAUGGAACCAUCACAGACUUCUGCACGGAGGAGAGCUGCCCUGUGAUGUCUGCUGGCCCAAAAUAUGAGUACCACUGGGCAGAUGGGACAAACAUAAAGAAACCAAUUAAGUGCUCAGCACCAAAGUACAUUGAUUACCUGAUGACUUGGGUCCAGGAUCAGCUGGAUGAUGAAACACUAUUCCCUUCGAAAAUAGGUGUUCCCUUCCCAAAGAACUUCAUGUCAGUGGCAAAGACAAUUCUAAAGCGUCUCUUCAGAGUCUACGCUCACAUCUACCACCAGCACUUUGAUCCAGUGAUCCAGCUGCAGGAAGAGGCUCACCUUAACACUUCCUUCAAGCACUUUAUAUUCUUUGUUCAGGAAUUCAACCUUAUUGAGAGAAGAGAACUUGCACCACUUCAAGAACUAAUUGAAAAACUCACCUCUAAGGACAGAUAA
Messenger RNA from Indicator indicator, 651 nucleotides. RefSeq names its product MOB kinase activator 1B (gene MOB1B). Gene Ontology annotation, biological process: positive regulation of protein phosphorylation; hippo signaling. Bases 1 to 651 code for a protein of 216 amino acids. The transcript is spliced from 6 exons. NCBI's taxonomy places the organism in Eukaryota, Metazoa, Chordata, Aves, Piciformes, Indicatoridae. Gene Ontology annotation, molecular function: protein kinase activator activity. The record is from RefSeq and is a predicted model, not a curated record. Gene Ontology annotation, cellular component: nucleus; cytoplasm.